CCCUCUCGGGGCUGGGUCAGCCUCCCGCCUCCCGGGCGGAGGGGCGCGAGACCGCGCUGCAGGCGCCCCCUGCCGCCGCUCCGGAGGCCAGGAGGCGGCUCCUAUGCAGACCCCAGCCGGACCCGGACGCCCCUGCAGCUGGGCCAGGGCGGAGCAGCCAGCAGGGCACCGCCCUCGGCCCGCCCGCCGAGGAGGGGACGCUAGCGGGAGGCUGUGCCUGCGGCGCGCGCCCGGGGACCCGUCGCACUCUGCACUCGGCCGCCGGGGCUGAGGGGACGGGACGGGCGAGGGCGCGGGCUCGGCGGGCCGGGAGCUGAGUCAAGGCCAGAGCCCGAGAAGCCGAGGGAGGCAAGAGGACAGUGCGCCCCGAGAUGGCGGCCUCGGCGGCCGCGGCCGCGGCGGCGGCGACGGGGGAAGGGAUGGAGCCUCGGGCGCUGCAGUAUGAGCAGACCCUGAUGUAUGGCCGGUACACUCAGGAACUCGGGGCCUUUGCCAAAGAGGAAGCGGCUCGGAUUCGCCUGGGAGGGCCUGAGCCCUGGAAGGGGUCCCCUUCAGCCCGGGCUCCCCCAGAGCUCCUGGAAUAUGGACAGAGCCGAUGUGCCAGAUGCCGCAUUUGUUCUGUACGCUGCCACAAGUUCCUAGUGUCCCGGGUUGGUGAAGACUGGAUCUUCCUGGUCCUGUUGGGGCUCCUCAUGGCAUUGGUCAGUUGGGCCAUGGACUAUGCCAUCGCUGUGUGUCUACAGGCUCAGCAGUGGAUGUCCCGGGGCUUAAACACCAACAUCUUGCUCCAGUACCUGGCUUGGGUUACCUACCCUGUCGUCCUCAUCACUUUCUCUGCUGGAUUCACCCAGAUCCUGGCCCCGCAGGCUGUCGGAUCUGGCAUCCCUGAGAUGAAAACCAUCCUCCGGGGAGUGGUGCUAAAAGAAUACCUCACCCUCAAGACCUUUGUAGCUAAGGUCAUUGGGCUAACGUGCGCCCUGGGCAGUGGGAUGCCCCUUGGCAAAGAGGGACCCUUUGUGCACAUCGCCAGCAUGUGUGCUGCUCUUCUCAGCAAGUUCCUCUCCCUCUUUGGGGGUAUCUACGAGAACGAAUCCCGGAACACGGAGAUGCUGGCUGCCGCGUGCGCAGUAGGAGUGGGCUGCUGCUUCGCAGCACCUAUCGGAGGGGUCCUAUUCAGCAUUGAGGUCACCUCCACCUUCUUCGCUGUUAGGAACUACUGGCGGGGCUUCUUCGCGGCCACCUUCAGUGCCUUCAUCUUUCGGGUCUUGGCAGUCUGGAACCGUGAUGAAGAAACCAUUACUGCUCUCUUCAAAACUCGGUUCCGACUCGACUUCCCCUUUGACCUACAGGAGCUGCCAGCCUUUGCCGUCAUUGGUAUUGCCAGUGGCUUCGGGGGAGCCCUCUUUGUCUACCUGAACCGGAAGAUCGUCCAGGUGAUGCGGAAGCAAAAGACCAUCAACCGCUUCCUCAUGAGGAAACGGCUGCUCUUCCCGGCACUAGUGACUCUGCUCAUCUCCACUCUGACCUUCCCCCCUGGCUUUGGACAGUUCAUGGCCGGACAGCUCUCACAGAAAGAAACGCUAGUCACUCUGUUUGACAACCGGACAUGGGUCCGCCAGGGCCUGGUAGAGGAUCUCGAACUCCCGAGCACAUCACAGGCCUGGAGCCCACCACGUGCCAAUGUCUUCCUCACUCUGGUCAUCUUCAUUCUCAUGAAGUUCUGGAUGUCUGCACUGGCCACCACCAUCCCAGUGCCCUGUGGGGCCUUCAUGCCUGUCUUCGUCAUUGGAGCAGCAUUUGGGCGGCUGGUGGGGGAAAGCAUGGCGGCCUGGUUCCCCGAUGGGAUUCACACAGAUAGCAGUACCUACCGGAUUGUACCUGGAGGCUAUGCCGUGGUUGGGGCAGCCGCACUUGCCGGAGCAGUGACGCACACGGUGUCCACGGCUGUGAUUGUCUUCGAGCUCACGGGCCAGAUCGCCCACAUUCUGCCCGUCAUGAUCGCUGUCAUCCUGGCCAACGCGGUCGCCCAGAGUCUGCAGCCCUCCCUCUAUGACAGCAUCAUCCGCAUCAAGAAGCUGCCCUACCUGCCUGAGCUGGGCUGGGGCCGCCACCAGCAGUACCGGGUGCGAGUAGAGGACAUCAUGGUACGGGAUGUGCCCUAUGUGGCCCUCAGCUGCACCUUCCGAGACCUGCGGUUGGCACUGCACAGGACCAAGGGCCGCAUGUUGGCUCUAGUAGAGUCCCCUGAGUCCAUGAUCCUGCUGGGCUCCAUUGAACGCUCUCAGGUCGUAGCAUUACUGGGGGCCCAGCUGAGCCCAGCGCGCCGGCGGCAACACAUGCAAAAGCUGAGGAAAGCCCAGACGUCGCCACCGUCCGAUCAGGAGAGCCCCCCUAGUUCUGAGACGUCCAUCCGCUUCCAGGUGAACGCAGAGGACUCGGCCUUCUCUGGAUCCCAUGGGCAGACCCAUAAGCCCCUGAAGCCUGCCUUAAAGAGAGGGCCCAGCAACAGCACAAGCCUCCAGGAAAGUACCGCAGGCAACAUGGAGUCAGCAGGCAUUGCCCUCAGAAGCCUCUUCUGUGGCAGUCCGCCGCUGGAGGCUACUUCAGAAUUGGAAAAGUCAGAAUCCUGUGACAAGCGCAAGCUGAAGCGGGUCCGAAUCUCCCUGGCGAGUGACUCGGACCUGGAAGGCGAGAUGAGUCCCGAGGAGAUCUUAGAGUGGGAAGAGCAGCAGCUAGAUGAGCCUGUCAACUUCAGUGACUGCAAAAUCGACCCUGCGCCCUUCCAGCUAGUGGAGCGGACCUCUCUGCACAAGGAUCUCACAUAGCCCAAGUAGGCCUCGAACUCAUGACCCUUGGUCUCUCUGGAGAUUUCAGGCACAUACCAUCGUACCCAGCUGUGACGCCCUUGAUUCUGUCAUCCAUGAUUUUGAUGAUAAGAACACUGGCGUGCUUUGAGUGCUUGCUGUGUGCUGGGUACCAUGCUAAGAUCUUCAUGAAUGUAACUGAAUUCUCACCACCACGCUAGCCAACGGGUCAUGGACCCGAAGACGGUCUAACCCAAAGUCCUGUCUUUAACUGAGUCAUUCGGUGAGAAAAAUCAUCUGCCUGCAUGGGUUUUGCAGAGUCAGGCCAGGGCACAGAUCUGGCCCUGCUCUCAGAAUUCUUUCGGAAGGCCACGCUGUCCUUUUCCCUGUCGGUUCAAUUCACUGUUCCCAGGCCUAAGAAACUCAGGCCCUCCAAAGGGCUCCCUGGUGUCCAAUUAAAUUAAAAUGAAAAAGAACAAAGUAGGUGUUUGUUACAAACUUAAACUGUCACAGGAAGGGAAGAAGCCGCUGAGGAACCGCUAACAAAAGUACAAAGAGCUGGAAUGAUAACAUAAAAGAUUAGAAUUCUAGAGAUUCGAGUCUAAAUUAGAAUCCACGUAUUAAGAGAGCGGUAAAGCAGUAACCCACUUAGGUGCCAGAGGGGUACUUUCGGAGGGUGAGAACCCAUGCGACUCUUUAGGAACCUCUCGGUGGCAGCUAGCUCCAGUGGACAGAGAGGAAGCCGGAGUGCCAGGAUGACGGCAAGACCGGCGAAGCCAAGUCCUCUCCCUGCUGCUCACAAGCUUGGCUGUAGAAGUUAAGCAAGUUGCUUCGCCUGUCUGGGUUCCCUUAUCUAUAAAGUAGAGGUGGCAUAAACUGAGUAUGGUGGUGUGUGCUGGCACUCAGGAGGUGGAGGGUCAGAUAGUCAUCUGGGAACUACUACAUAGCAAGUUCAGUCAUCCUGAGAUAUGUGAGACCUUACUUCAAAAAGAAAAGUUGGCCAGGCAGUGGCGGCGCACGCCAUUAACCCUAGCACUCGGGAGGCAGAGGCAGG
Messenger RNA from Peromyscus leucopus (white-footed mouse), 3858 nucleotides. RefSeq names its product chloride voltage-gated channel 2 (gene Clcn2). Gene Ontology annotation, biological process: transmembrane transport; chloride transport. Bases 372 to 2825 code for a protein of 817 amino acids. Gene Ontology annotation, cellular component: membrane. The transcript has 23 exons. NCBI's taxonomy places the organism in Eukaryota, Metazoa, Chordata, Mammalia, Rodentia, Cricetidae. The record is from RefSeq and is a predicted model, not a curated record. Gene Ontology annotation, molecular function: voltage-gated chloride channel activity.